GCUCGCUCUCAGCUGCUGCUGCUGCUGCUGUGACUGAGCUCACUCCGCCGGGCUCUCUGCUUGUUGUUUGGUACUUUUGGUGAACUUUUCUUCCAGUGUUUCGCAACAGUGCUCUGCGAGGUUUUCGGGAAAAACUUCCUAAUGCAAAAAUGGACUAAAGCAACGACCCGACAACGUGCGGAUACUUAGGGGGAGAAAAAAAGGAGAGUAUUUCUGUAGAGAGCGACCUUUCUGAGGGUUGAGUUACCGUCAUGGAAGAGGACGACGGGCAUCAGGAGAACGGUAUCCCCGCAGCCAAGGACUCGGACCGACAGCAGCGGCUGAGGCUGUGUGUUUUAAAUGAAAUACUGAACACCGAGAGGGAUUAUGUUCGGACGUUGCUUUUCCUCCAGUCGGCAUUUCUGCACAGAAUCAGACAAACUCCAGACGACCAACAGUGUCUCUCACCUGAACAUGUCAAGAUUCUGUUUUCCAAUAUCGAGGACAUCCUUAAGCUGCACCAGGGGGUGUUGUCUGCAGUGGAAUACAGCCUGUUGCCUGAACCUCAGCCUCACCAUGCACUGGGGCAUGUGUUCCUUCAGUUUAGGGACAGUUUCUCAGUAUACGGCGAGUACUGCAGUAACCAUGAAAAGGCGUUGAGGCUUCUCAUGGAGCUGAACAAGAUCCCCGACAUAAGGACCUUCCUACUGCACUGUAUGUUGCUCGGAGGGAAGAAAAGCACAGAUAUUCCCCUGGAGGGCUACCUCCUGACUCCCAUUCAGAGGAUUUGCAAGUACCCCCUGCUGCUGAAGGAGCUGCUAAAGAGGACUCCCAAGAAGCAUGCAGAUUAUCCGGCGGUGGAGGAGGCUCUGCAGGCCAUGAAGGCCGUCUGCUCCAACAUCAAUGAGACUAAAAGGCAAAUGGAGAAACUGGAGGCCCUGGAACAGCUGCAGUCCCACAUUGAAGGCUGGGAGGGAACCAACUUGACAGAUAUCUGCACAGAGCUCCUGCUUCAUGGAAAUCUUCUGAAAAUUUCAGCAGGCAACAUCCAAGAACGUGUCUUCUUCCUGUUCGAUAACCUUUUGGUUUACUGCAAAAGGAAGUCCAGGGUUUCUGGAAAGAAGUCCACCAAGAGAACCAAGUCUAUCAACGGGCCUCUCUAUGUGUUCAGGGGCCGAAUUAACACAGAGGUGAUGGAGGUGGAAAAUGUGGAGGAUGGAACAGCGGACUAUCACAGCAACAACUACACAGUGACCAAUGGCUGGAAGAUCCACAACACAGCAAAAAACAAGUGGUUUGUCUGCAUGGCCAAAAACGCCGAGGACAAGCAGAAGUGGCUGGAUGCCAUCUUGAGGGAACGGGAGCAAAGAGAGAGUCUCAAACUGGGAAUGGAGCGGGAUGCCUAUGUGAUGAUUGCAGAAAAGGGCGAGAAGCUCUACCACAUGAUGAUGACCAAGAGUCGACACCUGAUUAAGGACAGGAGAAAGAAGCUCAGCAUUGUGCCCAAGUGCUUCAUGGGAAAUGAAUUCGUGUCAUGGCUCAUAGAGAGCGGAGAGAUCAGUAAACCUGAAGAAGGAGUCAACCUGGGACAAGCCUUACUUGAAAAUGGCAUCAUCCAUCAUGUGUCAGACAAACACCAGUUCAAGAAUGAGCAGGUGAUGUACCGUUUUCGUUAUGACGAUGGAACCUACAAGGCCCGCAGUGAGAUGGAGGACAUCAUGUCGAAGGGCGUCAGGCUUUACUGCCGGCUUCACAGCCUCCACACACCUAUCAUCAAGGACAGAGACCACCAUCUGAAAACCUUUAAAUCAGUAGUGCCUGCUAGCAAACUGGUGGACUGGCUACUCUCACAGGGAGACUGCUCGUCCCGAGAGGAUGCCGUGACGCUGGGAGUGGGGCUCUGUAACAGCGGCUUCAUGCACCAUGUUUUGGAGAAGAGUGAGUUUAAAGACGAGUCCCAGUUCUUCCGUUUCUACGCUGACGAGGAAACCGAGGGGACCGGCACCAAGAGCAAGCAGCUCCAGCGAAAUGACUUCAAACUCAUUGAAAACAUCUUAGUCAAAUCCCUUGUGAUUCACCCCGAGGAGGAAGGCUACGGCUUUGAGAUUGAGGAGAAGAACAAGGCCAUCGUUGUGAAAUCUGUCACCAGGGGCUCACACGCUGAGAUGGCUGGCCUGCAGGUGGGCAGGAAGAUCUACACCAUCAACGAGGACCUGCUUUUCCUCAGGCCUUUCUCGGAGGUUGAAACCAUGAUUAGCCAGUCCUUCUGCAUACGACGCUCCCUGCGGCUGCUGGUUGGCACCAAGGCCAAGGAGAUCGUAAAAAUCCCUGACAACCCAGACAGUCUCUCCUUCAGACUGAGUGGCUCUGUUCCUCCUCAUGUCCACGCUGUGAGGAAAGGCUGGGAGGCAGCAGCGUCUGGUCUUCAGCCGGGCCAGGUCGUCCUGAAAGUCAACGGCAACAGUGUCAAUCACAGCGACUACCAAGAGGUCCUGGAGCAUUUCACAGCCCAGCGCACUCACCAGGAACCUCUCCAAGCGUGUCACUGGGUGUAUCGAGCAUUCGAGGAUGUGGAAGAGCUACAAAGAGAGAGGGGUGCAGAUGAGGAGGAGGACAGCCCUUUCAAGCCUUACCCAGUGGAGAAUGGCUCUGACCACGAAGAGGACAAAAGCACCAAUGGAACAGACUGCAAGCUGGGCAGACUCUCCCUGUGUGAUCUGCCUCUGGUCAGUCUGACAGUUGAUAACGUCCACUUGGAGCAUGGCGUGGUGUAUGAAUAUGUGAGCACUGCAGGCAUCAAGAGCCACGUCCUGGAGAAGAUAGUAGAACCCAAAGGCUGCUUCAGCCUCACUGCGAAAAUCCUGGAGGCAUUUUCGGGCGAUGACAGCCGCUUCGUUCAUAACUGCAGCCAGCUCAUCUCCCCGAGCGACCGAGUCGUUACCAUGCCGCAGUACGAGUUCAGACAAAUCUGCGAGACCAAGAUGAAGAGUAUCAGGAGGCGUAUCAGCAGCUAUCAGCAGUUUGCUCUGGAACUGAGGAACAAGGUGUGGCCCUCUGUCAGGCAGGCUGGGGUUCGCCCUCACCCACUGGGCUGCAUGGACUUUGUUCCUACCAACUGCCACAUCAACUUGAUGCAGGUCUCCUACCCCAAAAGCACUACUUCUGCCGGCAGGACUUUCAGCAUCCGUUUUGGUCGUAAAAACUCCAUCUUUGGCCUGGACCCCGACCAAGCACAACUGAACCCCAUGUCCCACACUCAACAUUGCAUGACCAGCAUGGGAGCUCCGUCCUGGAGCUGCUCUGGUUUGGAUGGGGAUGAAGCGGAUGGCAGCGGGGAAGUGAAUGUCGAUGGAGGGGAGGGCUUGAAUGAUAGUCGCCACGGAGAAGGCGGUUUGAGUUUCCUGCUCAAACAGGAAGACACCGAGACACAGGACGCCUACAUUUACUUGUACAGUCGUUUGGACGUUGCUGUGAGGGAAAUGAAGCAGUAUGUUGCUCAAAUAGAUGUGCUGUUGUCAUCCAUCACCGAGCCUACACAGCUCCAAGGAGAGGGCGGCGAGCCUCCAAUCGACGAGGAAAAUCAGCCGCCCGCCCUGGUCCCCUGUGAGGAUGGAUGUGACCAGGACAAAGUGGAGCAGGGCGUCACUAAACGAGUCUGCUUCAAAGUGAACGAGGAGGACCAGGAGGACUCCGGCCACGACACAAUGAGCUACAGGGACUCCUACAGUGAAUGCAACAGCAACAGAGACUCCGUCCUGUCCUACACCAGUGUGCGAAGUAACAGCUCUUACCUGGGGAGUGACGAGAUGGGAUCAGGGGACGAGCUGCCGUGCGACAUGAGGAUUCCCUCUGACAAACAGGACAAGCUGCACGGCUGCCUCGAGCACCUUUUCAACCAGGUUGACUCAAUCAACAGUCUGCUCAAAGGACCCGUCAUGACCAAGGCCUGCGAGGAGACCAAGCACUUUUAUUCUGACCACAGCCAGCCAGAGUUUCGCCAAACCGAAGACUGGACUGUUCGCUGUCGUUACGUUAUCCAUAAGAACAUCCAGGAAGACCCUUGGAACCUGCCCACCUCUAUCAAAACCCUGGUGGAGAGCCUACAGAGAUUUGUGGAUGAUGGAAAGAACCAGAUCCUCCUGGCUCUGCUCAAGUGCACAGGUAGAGCAGCGUGUCACUGGUAGAAGAGAAAAUCGGUUU
Molecule: messenger RNA, 4179 nt
Organism: Neolamprologus brichardi
Lineage: Eukaryota; Metazoa; Chordata; Actinopteri; Cichliformes; Cichlidae
Source: RefSeq, a predicted model, not a curated record